Messenger RNA from Etheostoma cragini (Arkansas darter), 1146 nucleotides. RefSeq names its product olfactory receptor 14A16. Lineage: Eukaryota; Metazoa; Chordata; Actinopteri; Perciformes; Percidae. Gene Ontology annotation, molecular function: G protein-coupled receptor activity. Gene Ontology annotation, biological process: G protein-coupled receptor signaling pathway. The coding region runs from base 1 to 1146 and encodes 381 amino acids. The transcript has a single exon. The record is from RefSeq and is a predicted model, not a curated record. Gene Ontology annotation, cellular component: membrane.
AUGGCCGGGGAUGCGCACAACCUCACCGAGCAGUGCGACUGGUUCAGCGAGGACAACCGAACAAACCGAGUAACCGAGAGACUGGAUCCUGCCGGCUGCCUGUUUCUAUCGAUCCUGCCCUAUAGUAAGGCAGUUUCAGCGCUCAUGUGGAUUUGUGUGUUAAUGACUGUCUUGUCAUUUCUGGUUAACGGGUUUACCCUGUUCGGGAUUGGACGGUCCGAGGAUCUCUCCUCGGAGACGCGCGUUUCUUUCUUUAAGAAUCUGAUUUUGAGCGACCUUUUGCAGACCGUCACCUUCGGUCCGCCGGUCAUCUACUCACUAUUCAAACAAAGGACGAUUGAGUUCAACACCUGGUGUAACGCCCAGUACUUCGUGGGCACCGUGAGUAUCUUCUCCAGCCUUCUCACCAUCACGUGCAUGGCACUGGAGCGCUACUUUUACGUGUGCCACGCCAUCCACUACUUGGUCAUCCUCACUCAGGUGCGCCUGCGGCUAGUCCUGAGCCUCAUCUGGGUCUACUCUAUCUCCGUCGGCACCAUCAACUUGCUGUUGCUGCACACGGGGAGAGGGCAACGGAGUGAGCAGGUUACCAGUGGGCUAAUGUGCGAGCCGGACGUGGUGGAGCAGCUCAUGGGAUUCCCCCGUGCCGCUGCUGUCUUUCGCAAACUUAUGGGGGUCUUUACUCUGCUGCUGUGCCUGCUGGUCAACGCGUUCUCCUAUUUAAGGAUGUACAAGGAUGCGCGUAACGCGAUCAUACCGUUCCACGCGGUCAACAACACGGCGCGUAAGACCGUGUUGUUCUACUGCAGCAUGCUGUGCCUGCAGCUGCUCCCGCUGCUGCUCAAAGUGACCUCGGACGCGCUUUGGGAAUUGGAGGGCACCGCAACUUUGAUGGGACUGUCCUCUCACACGAAGCCGACACCCCCUGUUAAGGCAGCCGUGCUCCACGUGUGCCUGUUGGUAAUGCUUUUAGUGCCGCCGUGCAUCAACCCGCUGGUGUACGGGCUGAGGAACGUGGAGAUGAGACAUGCCAUACUCAGCCUGUUCCGGUUGUGGAGGCAGAGAAGGGUCGCUGGAGCGCGGGGAUUGGAUGAGAUGAGAGCUAGAAACAUAAUUGUUCUUCAGAACCGAGCCCAGGCGGGGUAG